This is a messenger RNA of Acyrthosiphon pisum (pea aphid), 3293 nucleotides long. RefSeq names its product 5-hydroxytryptamine receptor 2A-like. Gene Ontology annotation, cellular component: plasma membrane. NCBI's taxonomy places the organism in Eukaryota, Metazoa, Arthropoda, Insecta, Hemiptera, Aphididae. Gene Ontology annotation, molecular function: G protein-coupled receptor activity. Gene Ontology annotation, biological process: positive regulation of MAPK cascade; adenylate cyclase-activating adrenergic receptor signaling pathway. The transcript has 2 exons. The record is from RefSeq and is a predicted model, not a curated record. The coding region runs from base 119 to 1174 and encodes 351 amino acids.
AAGUGUAUGCAAACAAUAAUACAUCAAUAAUGAAAAUGAAUGGUAUUUGCUUUUCAGAUAUUGGGCUGUUACUAAUGUUGAUUAUAUACACACGAGAAACGGUCGAAGAAUAGUGGGCAUGAUUAUUGUGGUGUGGUUUGUAGCACUAGUCGUUUCAUUAGCCCCACAGUUUGGCUGGAAAGACCCGGAUUACCUAGACCGUAUUAAUAUCCAACAGCGAUGUAUGGUCAGUCAAGACAUUGGCUAUCAGAUAUUUGCCACAUGUUCAACGUUUUACUUGCCUCUACUGGUCAUCCUGUUUCUUUAUUGGAAGAUAUUUAAGAUAGCCAGGAGAAGGAUUCGCAGAAGAAGAGCUCAAAGAAACGCAAUGCUAGAACAUUCGAGGUUGAAAAAGCCGGCGGACGACGCGGCCGCCUCGGCCGAGCCCAAAAAAUGCGGUUUCUUCCGGAAGGCCGUUUUCCUGCGGAUCAAAAAGAAGAAGGAAGUGGAAGAGACAGCCGUGUGCUCGAGCAUCGGUCUGAUCGAUGGCCAUUCAAGCUGUUCGAUGCCCGAGUCGUCGCAGGACGGCGGCGGGGGUGGCGGUGGCGGGCAGUCAAAGGCGGGCAACGGCAGUGGAAGCGGAGGAGGGAGCGUGGGCGGAAGUGGUGGCGAAGACAAGACCACCGCGUUCACGAUCACUACGAACCACGAUCACGGGGCCACGUCAGCAGCACACCAUCACCACCACCACCACCAUCAACACCACCAACACCAGCACCAAAAUCAGCUCCAGCCCCCGGUGAUCGAGGACGACGGACCCACCAUCACGGACCCGUCGGCCGGCCGGCACACGGUCAUCGAGAUGAACGUGAAUAGGGUGUGCGUUCCAGCGCCCGCUCGGGUGAAGACGAAGCGCGAGAAGAAGGAGUCGCUGGAGGCGAAACGCGAACGGAAAGCGGCCAAGACAUUGGCCAUCAUCACUGGGGCGUUCGUCGUGUGUUGGCUGCCAUUCUUCAUCAUGGCCCUGGUCAUGCCCCUGUGCCAGGGGUGCGUGAUCAACGAGUACGUGUCCAGCUUCUUCCUGUGGCUGGGUUACUUCAACUCCACCCUGAACCCGAUCAUCUACACCGUUUUCAGUCCCGAGUUCCGGUUGGCUUUCACCAAAAUGAUUUGCGGCACGACGUAUAGGAGAUAAUAAAAUGCGCACAACAUUAUUAUACAUAAUAUCCAUAAUUAUUAUUAUUAUUAUUACAUACACAAUACGUCAAUACGUAUAUUAUAAUAUAUUUAAUAUCCGACGCCUUAUUAUUAUAUUAUUGUAAUUUAAUGAGUAUUUCGCGUUUUUUGUGUGUUGUGAAUUUGUAUAGGUAUAAGUCUGGUGUAUGUGUUCGUGUGUGUGUGCGUGGGUGUAUGAGAGUUUAAACGAUUGGCGGUGCAGGCGGUUAACGGUCAUCGGUCUUCGCGAGGCCCACCAUGUCCACAGAUGGUGUUCGAGAUUUACGAGAUUCAUUGUGACCGGGUCCAAAGCAUAAUGCUUUUGUAGGGUGUCGUAAAAUUCGUAGACCAAUAUUUCAGUCGAUAAUACACACACAUUACACACACACGGUCGCUUACCAUAGGUUAGGCUUCGCUCGAGUAUUAUGCCCCUGUUUUAAUCCUUUCAAGACCAUUAUUAUCAUUAUUAUUAUUAUUAUUUUACGGGAAGAAACGACAAGAUAUUAUUAUUUACACCAUUGUUCCGCCAUGUUUUAAUAUAGCCAUUGUCACGGCACAUAACACAUAUACAUUCGAUAAUGUCGGUAAAAAACUUCGUCCCGUUUAAAGACCGCAAGGAAAUUUUGUAUCAAAAAUUUAGGCUUUGUUUAUUUUAUUUUCGCUAAACCCCGUUUAAAACAAUUUCCGUAUAAAUAUCAUACAUUUUUAAUCUGAAUUCUCUUUCAAUGGGCUUCAAAAAGUGAAAUUCUGAAGUCAGGUUGCUUUAACAAUCACUUAACAUUUAAUGAAUGAGUAGCAAGCAUGCCCGCAGGAUAAAAUCCCAACCGGUGCAAGAUAUAAAAAUUACUUACAAUGUCAUAAAUCAUAAUCGUUAAAGUGAUAAUGAUAUUAAAGUACCUCAUGCAGUUGAAAAUUUCCAGCAGGGAUGGCUCCUUUGACCCCAUCUGCGCCCGCCCUUGAUGAGUAGUGAGCUAAUACUCCCUUAAACACAAUUCAAUGGCCGGUGAUUGAACAGAUCAAUUUUAGUGAAUCAUUAAAUUAAAUCAAAUUAAACAAUUAUGCAACCUGGCAUUAGUAUUAUAUAUCAAUAUAGGUAAACCGUUAUUCUAAUUCACAGGUGACGAAACGGGAUAAUUUUUUUUUAUUAUUAUUUUGAUAUACUUUUGCUACUGCUACUGCUGCUGCUGCUGCUGCUGCUACUGCUGGAAAUUUGAGUCGGACGGUUCGACUACUAUUUCGUUAUUAAAUUGUUUAAAUUAUAGUUACAUAGGCUUUAAAUACUCGCCAAGUGCGUUUUACUGUUAAACUAUAUAUAAUUAUUAUAUAUCCAUAUUUAAUGGGAAAUCAUAUAUGAAUGGAUUGUGUAAAUAUAAUUAAUUAAAUUUGCUACUAAAGCUUGUCAUUUUCUCAUUAAAAAAAAAAAAAAAAUGUGCAAUGGAAUGUUUAAGAAAAAUUUACAAAUGUGUGGUUAGUCAAAACGGAUAUAGUAAGAAAUAAUGUUCAACAGUAAGAUAAGUUGUUAUUUGCUCAGCAUAUAGUUUAAAAUUUCUUAUUUACUGUAUAAAUUAUAGUUUUAUUUAUGAGUUACUUUCGGUCAUACCGAUUUAAUAUUACUUUAAAAUUUUUUUCUGAUUGUAAUAUAUAAUUAAAUUAUAUUGUAUUAAGUGUAAAGAAAUAAAUCAUCAACUUAAGCCGUUUUGACCACCUACGCUGUAACAUAGACUCAAUAUUGUAAAGAUUCUUGACGUUUAAUUACCUAUACUAAUAAUUUUUAAAAUAUUCUGUUGAUUAUAUCGAAUACCCUCUAGUGGUAAAUUGUUAAACUGCUCUAAACUGUUUUGGUUUCUAGUCGGAAGUUAUCAUUUUUAAAUUGCUACUUCAGUUUGGAGCAAUUAAAUUGUGUUAUAAGUUCAUAUAAUACAUAUUAUCAUUGUUAUUAUUAAGUUUAAUAUUCGAAUAAAUAGUAGGUGCAUACACCUACUGAUACUGAAAACCCUAUUUAUCGUCCUAAUAUAAUAUAAUACCACGUUAUUAUUAUUAUUUUAAUUAUUGAUCCUGUUGUAUUUCAAUUUAUUACUAUUAAAAUUACGAUUUUAAUU